Triticum aestivum (bread wheat) is the source of this 1934-nucleotide messenger RNA. RefSeq lists its product as uncharacterized. The record is from RefSeq and is a predicted model, not a curated record. NCBI's taxonomy places the organism in Eukaryota, Viridiplantae, Streptophyta, Magnoliopsida, Poales, Poaceae. The transcript has 5 exons. The coding region runs from base 448 to 1431 and encodes 327 amino acids.
GCACCGCACCGCACCCGACCACACCUCUCCCUCACCGCGACCGAGGCAAGCAGAGCAAUGGCGGCACCCCGCAAUGCCGCGCCUCUACGCUUCUCCGCCCCACUCCGCGACGCCUCGCUGCUCCGCGCCGCCGUCCUGCUACCCGGCGCCGAUCCGCUCCACCGCGCGGCCGCAUUCCAUGCCGCCGCUCCGCCCCACGGCCCUCUUCUGCCGGAAUCCAAGGGUUUCAGGAGUCCAGAUUGCUACAGCGUCAGAGGCCCAGCAGAUACGGUCGAGGAAUUUUGCAAGGACGACCGAGCCUCAAUUCUAGUCCCCCACAGGGACAUGAAGAAUGAGAUACAUUUCUCAGGCCGUCUUGAUAAGAUGCAGGAAACUGCCCAAUGACGAAAGUGUAUCACGUCAGUGAACAUCUGCAGGGGUACUGGAUCAGUUUCUGGAAUCAUAGCAAUGAAGAGGCCCAACAUGUUGCAAAGUUUCAGAGCUUUCAGUUCCACUGGACCAGAUGCUCCCACUGGACCAGAUGCUCCCGUCGUUAAGCAGUUGAUGUUUAACGAUGAUUACGAGAUUAAAAACGAAGUACUCACUUGCUUGAAGGAGUCUUUAAUCUCUGGUAGUAUUCUGAAGCCUACUCGUCAAGGUGGACUGCUCACACCUGACCACAUGCAAAUAUUUGGUGAUUCUGUUCUCGGGGAUGUGGGCUUUGGAAUUCUCAAGCACGGAUGCUAUCUAGCCACUGUGAAUUUGAUGCGUGGAGUCAAUGUUAGUCCGUUGCUAAGGUUGGACAACCUUCUCUGGUCAGCAAAGCAUGGAGGUAUCAUGUUUGACAAGAUCUCUUUGAAGGCUGGAGAGCAAGGACAGCCCUUGAAGGCUGGAGAGCAAGGUUGCCCAUAUAUGGCUGUCGGCACAUUAUUCCUCGAAUGCUUAGAAGUGUCCACUGGUCUGAAGUCAGAGGAGAUCCGAAUACCAUGGGAUGUGAACCAUCUCCUAGGCUAUCUUGCAGAAGCCGGGAAAAUGGAUAAGAGACUUACUACCAAUCACUCUGCUAUAAGACUCCCAGGCGAACGCGUAGUGAGGAACUGCAAUGCAUAUCGCUUCCUCCGUCACCAAGUCGAAUACGAGGUUAAGAAAGGUCCAGGACAUUAUCAAGAGCACAGAAGAUAUUCUGGAAAUCAACAAUUGCAGAACCUUGCGAACAAUGUGCAUCGUGACCUUGCUUCAAAAUUGCCGCUCGAGUUAUUUCAACCUGCAGGGCUGCAUCCUUUUGUUGAUUAUUGGGCACGUGAGGGUCAAGCUAUGCGUGGACUUGGCAGCCGGAUGUCAAAAUGUCCCCUGACCAUACCAUCUGGACCAUAUGGUACUGAGCUUGAUAACGUCACCCUGGGUAUUGAAGUCGGGGAAAAUGUCUAUAGCCCUUCACAGAGAUCCAUUUGAGCACCCUUUUGGUCCAUUUAAUGACCAUGUGGGGGAAUAUCUUUGGAAAAGGCCGUACAACAUCCUACAGAUUGAGGAGCUGUUGAACUGUGUGGAUCCCAAGUAUGGCCCAUCCUUGGAAGCUUCUUUUAUGGUCCGUGGUAUUUGGGACAGGUUGGAUUUAGACCACAGCAAGCCAGUUCUUUGUUACUGGAGCGGUCCCAAGCGCUAUAACCCACCAUCUUUCCUAGAAGAUUACUGGUCCUAGUAACAAGCUGGAAUUACAGAGAAGUUAGAGCCGAGCUUUUCUGUAUUCCAGAAGAAAGGGGUUUUCAUGUUGGCCUUGACACGAACAGGAAGCAUUUCCAGUUAAUUUGCAGCGAGCGUAAAGUUCCAGGAUGGCAUCUAUUCUUCUCUGAACUCGCAGUGUGUUGCAAGAGCCGAACACAAAGUUGAAGCUUUGGUUACAUGCUUUUCCUUUUCCCAACCUGUUGAUGUGCAUAGUUUGUGUAGACAAAGAUUAA